This is a messenger RNA of Labrus bergylta (ballan wrasse), 2377 nucleotides long. It is a transcript of the gene cdca5, whose product is annotated as cell division cycle associated 5. The record is from RefSeq and is a predicted model, not a curated record. Gene Ontology annotation, cellular component: nucleus. NCBI's taxonomy places the organism in Eukaryota, Metazoa, Chordata, Actinopteri, Labriformes, Labridae. Gene Ontology annotation, biological process: double-strand break repair; positive regulation of exit from mitosis; mitotic sister chromatid cohesion.
UGACGUCAGUUUGUGUGCGACUCGGGCGGGAGAUUUGAGCGCACACCGCUGUUGGUUGUAGUUUGUAGGCAGCGCCGCGUUCAAGCGCUUCUCAGACAAGUUUGUGGAUGAAAACUCAAACUGAAUCGAGUGUUUCGCCGCAGGGAAAGGUCAGUAUGGACGAAAGGGAGCUUAACGUGAAAGUGGGAGAUUGUAAGGAUGUUAAUUGCUCGCAGAGGAGACGGUCACCGCGGUUGAGUUCUCCUCCUCAGGCUGCCUUCAGCAAAAUGGCGCUGGUUAAACGCUCCAUCACCGUGAGGAAAAUAGCGCCCAGGAAAACAGUCGCGCCGUCGGAGAACAAUAAGGAGAACACGCCGAGGCGGUCCGGGUCAGAAGAGGUCCAGAAGACGAAGCCUAAGGUGUCCACUCCAGGUGUUACACCGCACCGUAGGGGGUCCACCCCGGCCAAGAAGGCGGCCGCCAUGCCCUCGCCCAUCCUCCCGUCUUCACCUCCUCCUCCUCCGCCGGCUGCUGCAGAUCCAGUGGACCCGGUGUGGUCGCAGAAGGUGCGCAGGUCCUACAGCAGGCUCAGCAGCCCCGACUCCAGGGUCAGCAUGUUCGGCUUUGAGAGGAUGAACACCCCGGAGGUCGUCAAGAGGGUCCGACGAUCCAAACCGGGUCUGGAGCUUUCUGGAUCCGCGUCCGGCCUGAACUCUUUCACGUCUCUGAUGGAGGCGGAGGUCUGCUGCGCGGCACCGGAGGUGGACACGGACAUCCCGGGGGUGCUUUUAGUGAAGGAGAAGAGGAGGAGGAGGAAGGUCCAGCAGAUCGGCUCCACAGAGAUGGACGCGCUGGCUGCUCAGAUGAACGCUGAGUUUGAGGAGGCUGAGGUGUUUGAGUUGUUCGUGGAGUAGAAGAAAAUACUUUUUUUAAAGCAUUUUUUCAGCAUGUCAUCUCUGACAUGCUGAAAACACACAGACUCUGAGGGGGGGGGGGGGGGGGGGGGCACUUAUCUGGUUAUUCAUACAACAACAACAAAAAGAAAAUCAAGUUUUUGAGUUUCAGGCUCUGCAAAUUCAGCAUUUUUAUUCUUUUGAGAUUUAUUUGUUUGAGUGCUCUUAAUGUGGUUGUUUUGGUCACUAUGUGAUGAUAUCGUAGCAAAGUGUUGUUUGAAAAUCAAUAAGACCAGUAGUUAGACAAGUAAAGUGUCUUUAAUUAUCUAUCUGGUGCCAUGUGAUCUUUCAAAUGUCUGUCUUGACAAAACAUCCUAAUAUUUUCUGUUGUUUUCUUUUAAUCUACUUUUUCUCUUUUUUAAACUAAGUGGAAGGAGGCGCAUAAAGCUGAGAGGGAAAACAUUUGACAUUUAAACCUGGGUUGUAUUGAAGUUGUAGUUUGAUGAAACAACUUUUUUUUUAAAGCAUGUUGUUGUUGUUUUUCCAUCUCUGACAUGCUGAAAACACACAGACUUUGGGAGGACAACACACAAAAAGAAAUCAAGUUUUUGAGUCGCUGUAGUUUCAGGUUCUACAAAUUCAGCAUUUUUAUUCUUUUGAGAUUUAUUUGUUUCGAGUGCUCUUAAUGUGGUUGUUUGGUCACUAUGUGAUGAUAUCGUGGCAAAGUGUUGUUUGAAAAUCAUAAGACCAGUAGUUAGAUAAGUAAAGUGUCUUUUUAAUUAUCUAUCUGGUGCCAUGUGAUCUUUCAAAUGUCUGUCUUGACAAAACAUCCUAUAUUUUCUGUUUUUUUUUAACUAAGUGGAAGGAGGCGCAUAAAGCUGAGAGAGAAAACCUUUCACACGUAAACCCUGGUUGUAUCGAAGCUGUAGUUUGAAAACUUUGAACAUUUGCAUUAAUGUUGGGAUUUUGAGUAGAGCUACAACAAUUAAUGGAUUAGCUGUUAAAUUCAUUGUCAACUAUUUGUUUUUGAGUCGCUGUAGUUUCAGGCUCUGCAAAUUCAUCAUUUUUAUUCUUUUGAGAUUUAUUUGUUCGAGUGCUCUUAAUGUGGUUGUUUUGGUCACGAUGUGAUGAUAUCGUGGCAAAGUGUUGUUUGAAAAUCAAUAAGACCAGUAGUUAGACAAGUAAAGCGUCAUCUUUGAAAUGUCAAUUAUUGAAGUAUGUUUCUAUCUGGUGCCAUGUGAUCUUUCAAAGCUCUGCUUGAGAAAACAUCCUAAUAUUUUCUGUUGUUUUCUUUUAAUCUAUCUAAGUGGAAGGAGGCGCAUAAAGCUAAGAUGGAAAACCUUUUACACGUAAACCCUGGUUGUAUUGACGCUGUAGUUUGAAAACUUGGAACAUUUGCAUUAAUGUUGGGAUUUGAGUAGAGCUACAACUAUUUGGAUCAUUGUUUUACUCAUUUGAAUAUUUCUUUUUAUAUUAAGAUAACAAGAUAAAAUAAUCUGAUUCCA